CGAGCGGCGGGCGGGGAGCGAACUACCGGCGGCCGGGAGGAAGCGGGGGCGGCGAGGGCCGGAGCCGGGAGCGGGGCCGGAGCCCGGGAGCGGGAUGCGGUGGCGGCCGGGGAGGCCGCCUGGCUGCUUGAGGGCGAUACCAUGCACCCGGCCGUGGCGGUAGGGCUGGUGUUCGGCGGCUGCUGCAGCAACGUGGUGUUCCUGGAGCUGCUGGUCAGGCAGUUUCCAGGAUGUGGGAACAUAGUGACAUUCUCCCAGUUCCUGUUCAUCGCGGUGGAAGGCUUCAUCUUCGAAGCCAACUUUGGGAGGAAGAAGCCUGCCAUACCAAUAAGGUACUAUUUCAUCAUGGUGGCCAUGUUCUUCACUGUCAGUGUGGUCAACAACUAUGCCCUGAACUUAAAUAUCGCCAUGCCGCUGCACAUGAUCUUCAGAUCGGGCUCUCUCAUAGCAAGCAUGGCUCUAGGCGUCGUAAUUUUGAAGAAAAGGUACAGCGUAUCUAAAUACACAUCCAUAGCCCUGGUGUCGCUGGGGAUCUUCACCUGCACCUUCAUGUCUGCAAAGCAAGUGGCAUCUGACCCCAGCUUAAAUGAAGAGGACGGACUCCAGGUUUUCUUGUGGUGGCUGCUAGGUAUUGCUGCCCUCACCUUCGCCCUCCUCAUGUCUGCCAGGAUGGGGAUCUUCCAGGAGACACUGUACAAGCAGUUUGGGAAGCACUCCAAAGAGGCCCUUUUUUACAAUCACGCGUUACCACUCCCUGGCUUUCUCCUCCUGGCCCCAAACAUCUACCACCAUGCAGUCCUCUUCAACCAGUCUGAGCCCUUCCAGGUCCCAGUGAUCGGGCUGACCCUGCCAAUCAUGUGGUUCUACCUCCUCAUGAACGUCGUCACUCAAUACGUCUGCAUCCGCGGCGUCUUCAUCCUCACCACGGAGUGCACCUCCCUCACCGUCACGCUGGUGGUGACCCUACGCAAGUUCGUCAGCCUCAUCUUCUCCAUCCUCUACUUCCGCAACCCCUUCACGGCCUGGCACUGGUUGGGCACCACCUUCGUCUUCGUGGGGACUCUCAUGUACACGGAGGUGUGGAACAGCCUGGGGCCCUUCCUGGCCCGCUGGAGGAAGAGGCCGAAGGAGGAGUAAACCACCAGGGACUCUCUGCAGGGACCUUUUUAUUGGUUUUUUUUAGAGCGGAGCAGCAAGGAAUCCCCCAGAGGGGGGUUGUUUUUAUAACACACGGGGGAGGUGUUGGCUGUGCCAAGCUCCUGAGAAACGUGGAGCCUCCGCUUGGAACCUACCUGAGAUGGAUUAUGGAGAGAUGACACGGUUAUUUUUUUGCAAGGUUGCAUUUUUUUUUGAUGCAACCCCUUUUACUUCCAACCUCCCCCCUUGGUUUUUGGUUGGGUUUGGGUUUUGGUGUUUUUUUUUUUAUUAUUAUUUUGAUAACCCUUUUUAAGUAAUGUAAAAGCUGCCCCCGUUCUCUGUGUGGAGCCCAACCUUGGUGUGGUGCUGUUGUCCACUCCUUCCAGCUUUGAUGAGCUGGACCCUGAUCCUCUUUGGUGCCGUCCCUUGAUAUCCAGGUGGCCAUCACAGUUGGCUGACUCCCCCAGUUAGUUGGCUGACUCCCCCAGUUAGUUGGCUGACUCCUCCAGUUAGUUGGCUGACUCCUCCAGUUAGUUGGCUGUAAACUUGAGUCCUUGUUGUGUGACCCUACCACCCAUGCUGGAAGGACCUUGGACAUGCCUGUAAGCCCACCACCUCUCCAGUCUGCCCAGUAGACCCUCCGCUGGGGGAAUGGCUCAGAGGGCUGAUUCCCCAACCACCGAGCCCCCCCAUGACUAGGAGGAGGACCUAGUUGGGAGCCUGAGGAAACCACAAAGGGGUGAUGCUGAGGGGACAGAAAGUGCCACUGUGUCACCUUCACAGCCUUCUCAGGGAGAUGGUGAAGUGCUGUUGAGGCUUCUCUGCAUCCUCAGGUGUUGCCCUGAUGGUUCACCAGCCAGAGGGUGUCAUGGGUUCCUCCUGCUUUGGUUGGGUCCUCGGUGCAGGUCACUUUUCAGUCACUUCCUACUUUUUCCCUCAUUAUGAGCGUGUUCUUAGGGCUUCGUUACCAGCAGGUAAUGAGCAGUAACGAGUUCCAACGAGCUGUGCUGAGCCCCCGACCCUCCUGUGGUCCUCCCCAGAUCCAGCCCAACCUCAGGGUUCAAAUGAUGCCAAGAAACUCCAGAAGGGCCAGUACAACUGAGAUUAUUUUGCUGCUUGGGGGACUGGUUUUGCUCUCCCUUCUCCCAGUUCUCCUCUUCUCCCACCCCUUGGGCAUCAGCUUCGCUUGUGGCAUUUCUGGGCUUCAUAGCAGCAUCCACCGGUGUCCCUUAGUGUCACCUCCCACCUGGGCCAGGAGUGGCCUUCAGGAGCUCUAGGCACGUGUCCCCAUGGAUGGAGGCAAUCCGUGUCCCAGCAAGGUGAGGAGCAGUGGCCACAGCUCUUCUAGGAGCUGCUGGGUGUUGGGUUCAGCUUUGUCUUGGUCUUGGAGUGACGGGAAGCGCUGGUUUGUGCUGCUUCAGUUUUCCUGGAGCACCUUGUCCUCAUCAGUGUGACACUGUCCCUGCUCAGCUGUGGUAAUUAGGGCAACGUCAACCUGAUUCACACCAAACUUGGCCAAGGAAGGACAAUACUCCGUUGUACCUCCACCCAACGUCCCCACGGUGUCCAGCCUUGGUGUUUACAACCCCUCCAAUGUUCAACCUGCGCUUGUGGUGGGUUAAGCAGGACACGGCUGCUCGUUCCCUGUCCCCACCAGUGGGACCAGGUGGGGAGGAACGGGAAGAGCAAACCCAAGAAAACUCAUGAGUGGAGAUAAAGAUGGUUUAAUGAGCAAAAGAAAGAGGAAAGGAGGUGGGGAACCCCCAAGUGAUGCCAAGGCAACCACUCACCACCUCCCAGCCACUCUCUGACCAAUGGCCACCUUCCAGGUUGUCCUGGCUCUGCCCCUUCCUAGCAUCUUGCCUACCCAUGAUACAAUCACCAAUGAGGAGCAGAGUGGGGAAAAGGGGAAAGCCUUCUGCUGGAACCCUGGUGUGUUGUCACCUGGUGUGUUGUCAGCACUGAUUUAGCCACAAAACCCACACUGUAGGGACUGCUCUGGAAAAAAAUUAACUCCAUCCCAACCAGAGCCCACACGAUGCUGAUGGGACUCACAGCUCCCACCUUCCUGAGAUGCUGGAGGGUUUUCCCUUCUGGUUUUGAUUUCUCCCAAACCUGAAAAACCUCUCUUUUUUCAGACAUGGGAUGUUUCCAAGAAUUUUGUAGGUGGGAAUACAGUUCCCCACUAGUUACCCCAGCACAGGUCAGCUCUUGCUUCCAGCUCUUUGUGGAGGCUCCAGGAAGGACCUAGAGAAAAGCAACAACCUUCAUCCCUCAUCAUCAUCAGCUUCAGCUGAGCCAGAGCGAGGUAGAGGAAGGCAACACGAAGGCCAGUGAGUAACUGCUGGGGGGUCAUCAGAGCCUUUCUAGCACCAAAAUCUUGUGUUGUCUCCAGUGUCUGCGCGAUGCCGGGAGGUCUGGGGAGGUUUGGGGUUCUCUUCUUUUAACCCUGUGUUGUACUUGGGGGGGUCUUCACUCAUCAUAACGACGAUGGGUUAUUAUUUGUUGUUGUCGGGGGUAUUUCUUUUUCCUUUUAAUUUUACGGCGUGAUCUGUGCGUUUUUUGUGACUAUUGAUAACGGUUGGAGCGUGGCUGAAGCCACAGCCAUUCCCUUCCUGCUGUAGGAGAAGCAGCUGAGCUUGUCCCUUUGGGAGCUGGAGGAAAAGGUCCGUGCAGAAGGGCCCCAUUAGCCAAAAUUAGUCUUUUGAGGCCAGGGCUUCCCAAAAAGGGGCUACCGGUUUGUUUGGGUUUUAACAUUUGCCGUAGCGAUUAUAGCACCUAUUUUUUAGCAGAGGCUGGAAAAGUGGGGGAGCCAAAACUCUUUUUGAUCAGUGUUCUCGAUUUGCUGAGCUUUUGGGUUGGCUGGUUAGGCUUAGGGUGGUAUUUUUUGUUGUUAUUUUAAAAAAAAAACAAACAAAAAAACAACCAACAAAAUAAAUAUGUAUCCUCUUCAACCUA
Molecule: messenger RNA, 4095 nt
Organism: Calidris pugnax (ruff)
Lineage: Eukaryota; Metazoa; Chordata; Aves; Charadriiformes; Scolopacidae
Gene: SLC35B4
Product: solute carrier family 35 (UDP-xylose/UDP-N-acetylglucosamine transporter), member B4
Exons: 10
Coding region: 142-1137 (331 amino acids)
Biological process (GO): transmembrane transport
Cellular component (GO): Golgi membrane; endoplasmic reticulum membrane
Molecular function (GO): UDP-N-acetylglucosamine transmembrane transporter activity; UDP-xylose transmembrane transporter activity
Source: RefSeq, a predicted model, not a curated record